Adineta steineri is the source of this 609-nucleotide messenger RNA. NCBI's taxonomy places the organism in Eukaryota, Metazoa, Rotifera, Eurotatoria, Adinetida, Adinetidae. The record is from the annotation of a GenBank genome assembly.
AUGUUUCUUCCCUCAUCGUUUGGUUUCAAUCGUAAUCAUCAAGAAUUUAAUGAAGAUAAUACAGCAGCAACAUCUUCAUCAACAUUAUUAGAUACUAAUACUUUUAAGAAUAAUCAUUCUUCAUUGAUGAUAAUCAAUGAUGAUGAACAAGACGAAAGUUCAAAUCAAGAUGAAGAAGAAUAUCAUCACUCUUCUCAUGAAAUCAUGUCAACAGUGAGAACUACACAAUCACAUUCGAAUCAUUUUAAUGAUUAUCGUUUUCAAUAUUUACAUCCAUUUAAUCAACAUCAACAAAUAAAUAUUCAAAAUACUAAAUAUAAGGAAACAACUAACAAUUCGUCAAAUCUUUUAUCAUGUAAUUUAAAUGAAGAUGAAAAUUGUCAAAUAUGUGGAGAUUUAGCAUCAGGAUGGCAUUGCGGAGCCAUAACAUGUGAAGCCUGCAAGAAAUUUUUUCUUCGUUCAAUUUCAACAGGUGAUGGAAAUAAAAAAUAUAAAUGUCAAAAAGAUUUUUCUUGUUCAAUAACAAAACGUUCACGAACUCAAUGUCAAUACUGUCGAUUUCAAAAAUGUAUUUCAAUGGGAAUGAAACCACAUGGUAUUUAUUUAUUU